CGGGACCAGGACUAGGACCAGGACUAGGAUCAGGACCAGGAGCUUCACACUCAUCUUCACACGACGUGUGACUCCUGUGACAGUGUAGAUAUGUUUGAUAACACUCAUUAUCCCUUCAACUGCUUCAACUACGAUGGAGACGGAUAUCCUUCGUCCAGCACCGACGAAGAGAAGAAAAUGUGCAGACCUGCGUACAGCUACAUCGCUCUGAUCGCCAUGGCGAUCCAGCAGAGCCCGGAGCAGCGGGUCACUCUGUCGGGCAUCUACGAGUUCAUCAUGAAGAGAUUUCCUUACUAUCGCUCCAACCAGAGAGCGUGGCAGAACUCCAUCAGACAUAACCUGUCACUGAACAGCUGCUUCAUCAAAGUUCCUCGGACUGAGGGCAAUGAAAAGGGAAAAGGAAACUUUUGGACUUUUGCCACCGGCUGUGAAUCCAUGCUCGACCUGUUUGAAAACGGCAACUUCCGCCGCCGCCGCCGCAGGAGGAACAUGAAAAUCGGCCUCCGUGACCCUGGAGAAACGCCCUUCCACCCUCUGGAGAGCCACACCAAUCGGCACGCACCUGCCGCCCGCAACGCUGCAGAACCUGACUCCGCCCUCUGCCCUCUUAACCCAGAAAGGCCAAGGCCGGGUCCACAACAGAACCACCUCAACCCGAACCCCGGGCAGCAGGGGAAACCGGAAUCGGAGAUCAAGUUUAGCAUUGACUACAUCCUCUCCACUCCAGAUCCGCCCCUGUCUGGGUUCAGAUCGUCCCACGCUCCGGUGCACGUGGGACCUACAGCGCCACCUAUACACGUCCUGGAGUCCCCGCACCUGAACCUGCACUUCUGGACUCUGUGAGGAAAGGCGAGUCCAAAACUGUCCAAAAACCGGGGAGAGGAUGUCCAAAGACAAAAAUAAAGAGGGAUUUUCCUGACUUUAAAAUAUCAACGAAGAACAAACUAGAGUAUUGUGACUGACUGAUGCGAGGUGCAGCUCACAGUCGAGUCUAGUCUUCAUGUUGUCAUUCUGCUGUGUGUGUGCAGUGUCUGCAGUGCUGACAUAGACUAGACCUUAACUCUAAAUAUGUGACAACAAACGCGAGCUAUUUAAAGUGGUUUGAAAUGUAAAAAAACUAACUCCGUUUGUCGGGUUUUAUUGCAUCAAUCUUCAGAUCUCAUGAAUUUCACGUAGCGUUUUCUUCAUAAAGGAAGAACCUGCACUCAUGUUUGUGCCCAUUCUUUUAUUUUUAUCGUAUUUUCAUCCCUUAUUUAACAUAAUUUAUGUCAGUGUUUGCUGACAUAACUCUGACCAGUGUUAGCGUAUUAACACCAAAAAACACUUUUUUGUUUUUCUUCUUUAAAACAAUGUAAUGCACCAACUAGUGGUGAACAUUUGGUACUGCAAGUGGGCAGGAAAAGAAAAGCUUUAUAUUAUAUGGUCUAUUAGAAGGUCUACAGGAAGA
Molecule: messenger RNA, 1447 nt
Organism: Solea senegalensis (Senegalese sole)
Lineage: Eukaryota; Metazoa; Chordata; Actinopteri; Pleuronectiformes; Soleidae
Gene: foxl3
Product: forkhead box L3
Exons: 3
Coding region: 91-843 (250 amino acids)
Biological process (GO): regulation of transcription by RNA polymerase II; anatomical structure morphogenesis; cell differentiation
Molecular function (GO): RNA polymerase II cis-regulatory region sequence-specific DNA binding; DNA-binding transcription factor activity, RNA polymerase II-specific
Source: RefSeq, a predicted model, not a curated record